AUGGAUCAUUCUAAAAAACAUCGGAUAGACUUAAAUAAUAAAUAUCAAGAUAUUAUGGGUGAAACUAUGGAUUUUGAGGAGCUUAAUCGUCGUCAAUCUGCUUUAAAUGUAUUAGAAUCAUGGGAUAAGCAAGCAAUGCAUGCCAUAUCGUCAAAUACAUCAAUAGGGGAAAUACGACAACGAAUGCUGGCAACGAUAGCAGGAAUUAAUUUGCUCAAAAAGGAAUCUUGA
Messenger RNA from Pneumocystis jirovecii RU7, 231 nucleotides. RefSeq lists its product as uncharacterized. The transcript has 3 exons. The record is from RefSeq and is a predicted model, not a curated record. Bases 1 to 231 code for a protein of 76 amino acids. Lineage: Eukaryota; Fungi; Ascomycota; Pneumocystomycetes; Pneumocystales; Pneumocystaceae.